Molecule: messenger RNA, 2508 nt
Organism: Clarias gariepinus (North African catfish)
Lineage: Eukaryota; Metazoa; Chordata; Actinopteri; Siluriformes; Clariidae
Exons: 6
Coding region: 19-1548 (509 amino acids)
Biological process (GO): peptidyl-lysine methylation
Cellular component (GO): cytosol; cytoplasm
Molecular function (GO): protein-lysine N-methyltransferase activity
Source: RefSeq, a predicted model, not a curated record
AGAAACGAACAAUUACCCAUGCAGAGUUCUAGUACACCCAGUACUAGUUAUAAUCUAGUUUACAAUUUUAAAGGUCAUACAAUCUGCACCGAAAUACCCAACUAUGGAAUCAUAAGUCCAGCCGAAAUAGCUUUGUGCAAAUUUCUAGAAAACCCAGAAGAGCAGAUCGUUCUUCUUGACCAAACGGUACUAGAGCUGUAUGCAGGUGCUGGAUUGUUGUCUAUAGUAGCUACAUUGUUGGGUGGCAAAGUAACAGCUAUGGACCGAACAGAAAGCUUGGACAAUCUAAGAAGUAACUUGUCUCGGAAUACAAGAGGUCAUCAGAAGCACGAACCUCAAGUGACAGCACUAACGUCUGACUUGGAACAAAACUUCCCUCGUUCCACGUGUCAUUACGAUUACGUGUUGGCAGCUAGGAUGCUCGACAACCAUGAGUGCUUCACAGAGCUAAUGGUUACCAUGAGACAUUUCUGCCAACCGGGCACAAACCUGAUCUGGGCAAUAAAAGUGUGUUAUCCAUCUGACCUGCUCUUCAUUGAGGAGUUUUAUAAAUCAUUCCAUACCACCAUGCUAGCAAAAUUGGAUAGGGUGAGGAUUUUCUUGGCAACUAACAGACCUCCAUUACACCUGAUGAAAGCCACGAGCGCAGAUGAAGAGAUGGAAGCAGGUACGAGUACGAGUGACUAUCCAGAAGAAGAAAUCUCAACAAGAGAAAAUACAAAAACACAAAACAACAAAGAUGAGGGACAAUGUGACCAGGACGAGGAGGACGAGUGUAGAGAAGAAGAGGAUGCUGAAGGAAAUGACAGGGAAUACGCAAGUUCUGGGAAAUGGGAAGCGUUCCAGGAUGACAGUGAACCUGAGUCGUUUUCUACAGGUCAAGAGGAAGGUUUGGAAUCAGAUAAGCAGGUAUCUUGUCAGAAGAUUUGGGAAUCCAAGUUUUUCCCAUCCCCUAGCAAAGAGACUCACAACUUCAUGGGUCAUAAAAUCAUUAUAGUGGAGUCGAUUGAUUCUUACGGCGCCAUGAUUUGGCCUGCGGCAGUAGCUCUUUGUAAAUUCCUGGAAACACCAGAGGGGAGGCAACAAAUUAAUCUACUAGACAAAACAGUUCUGGAGAUUGGAGCUGGAACCGGUCUACUCUCGAUUGCCCUAACCUUGCUCGGUGCCAAAUUAACAGCCACUGAUCUACCAGAAAUCUUGAGCAAUCUGAGAUAUAACCUCAAUCGGAAUACCAGGGGUCUGCGCAGACACGAGCCACAAGUAAAAGAAUUGUCCUGGGGUUUCGAUUUAGAGAAACCAUUCCCUCGCUCCUUACAUCACUACGACUACGUGUUGGCAGCUGACGUGGUUUACCAUCACAGCUACUUAGACGAGCUCCUAGCCACAAUGGAUCAUUUCUGCCAACCCGGCACCACUCUCAUCUGGGCCAAUAAGAUACGCUAUCCAUCUGAUCUGACUUUCUUAGAAAACUUCGAGAACAUUUUCCAGAGCACACUACUAGCAGAGCUGGGGGAAAUACGGAUUUAUAGCGCAACAUGUAAACGUUAAGAUAAGAAAAAUUUAAAAAAGGAAAGAAUACGAUGGAGAAUUUUGGAACUGUUGAUACUGCGUAUGGCUUGUAAGUUUCCUUUUUUGUGCACUUGACAAGAAAAAGAGGAGACAGAAUACCAGUGGGGAAAAAAUGGAAAACUUUCUACACACUCUGAAUAGAUUAAUUGCUGUGACAAAUGAUGUGCCGGAAUUGGCGAACCAUUACAUGUUAAUCGAUGUUAUGAAUAACCAGAGAUGGAUAGAGUAAAGCAGCCACUAUAGUAUUUAAUCUUUAUAUAACAUGAGACUAGUAAAUGAUGUAUAUAAAUCUUGGUUUACAAUCUAAGACAAUAGUAAGACUUGUAGGUGUUGCAUGGUAAAUUAUGCCAUUUGCAUUGAGUUACAGUACUUUGUUUUAUGCUUUGAAAUGUGAGAACAUGCACAUGCACCAUUUGGUGGAAUUAUUUCAUUAUUUUGCAUUAUGUAAUGCCAAUGGUUUUAUAAAAUAUCAUUUUUAUAUACAAAAUACAAAAAUAUACAAAGUCCGUUCAAGUCAAACCAGGACUUGUGAUCAAAUCGUUCGUGAAUGAAAGCUAAACUGAAAGAUCAACUGAUAUUGUGGAUAUUAACAGAAGACUUCAAGUUCUUCCGUCUUCGGCACGGAGACCAAGCUGCAAUAAAACAUUUAAAUGGCGCAAACAUUUGCCUGUGCAUCAGUGUAGAAGGGGAUAAUAUAGCAAAGUAAAGGCGAUUUUUACUCUCAUAACUGUGCUUUAUAAUUCUACACAAUCAAAAGUCCCGGUUUGACUUGAACACCCUUUGUAUAUUUAAGACUGACUGCACGCUAUAUGCGUGACAUUUCUUAACGUGCAAUAAACACUUGUGAUGUACACUACUAUAGGGUUUGAGAUCAAUGUUGGGAAAGUGAUUUCUUAUCUUAAUUCAGUUCAAUCUGUACUGUGCUUUUAAUCACUGGCU